Messenger RNA from Quercus lobata, 2274 nucleotides. RefSeq lists its product as uncharacterized. The transcript has a single exon. The record is from RefSeq and is a predicted model, not a curated record. Lineage: Eukaryota; Viridiplantae; Streptophyta; Magnoliopsida; Fagales; Fagaceae. The coding region runs from base 1378 to 1845 and encodes 155 amino acids.
GAAUGAAAUAUGGAGAGGAAUGGGCUCAAAUGUGUUCUUCAGUGGUUAGUGUCCAUGGACUGUCUCUUCAAACACAUCAGAUUCAAUCUUGUCAUAGGAAAUCACUUUUGGCAUGUUUUGUGGUGUGGGGAUGUACAUUUAAUAGAUCCCACUUCCUUGAUUUUUUCUGCAUUGCAGUAGAUAGGAAGACAACUGUUACAGAUUACAUGCAAUGAAUCAAUGGUGUCUUCCACUGGAACUCCAAGGUUUUCAAGGGCAUUAAAAGAUGCUAAUUAACUUGCUAUAUGCUGUGAGAGUUAGUGUGCAAGAUACAUAUAUGAUGGGGUGGUUUUUGUCAAAAUCUCAGACGUUUGAUGUAAUUAUUGGGAUUUGAGAGGAGGUUUAGGCAUCCAUUUUUCCUUCGACCUUGGUUUUGUAUUUGGAGGAUAAAAGUUAUCAUAAAAGGUGUUCUUAUUUUGUUUGGACUGCUGCUCAUAAUAAAAUCUUAGUGACGGACAAUCUCAAAAGAGAAUAUUUGCUUGUCGAAGGCAAGUGUUGAAUCGUUAGGGCCUAACGGUUAGGCUAUGUCUUCUUUCUCAUUGUGAUUUUCCUGGGGAGUUACGAUCAUUGGUUUUCUUUGUUUAGGAUGCCUUGGGUUACACCAGUUAAUUAACACAAUUUUUGUCUGUCAGCUUCUGCACAUGAUAGUGCAUAACAACACACUGCAGCACGUGACAAAUGAGGCUUGGCUGUUAAUAUUGGUUAACGCAGUUAGCAUUCAGUUAGAAUAGAUGGUUUGAGUAGUUAUAAAUAAGUUUUUUUAUGCAUAAGUUACUAAUAGCAGAUCCCUCUUGUAAACCUUCAGUUAAUUGAAUAAAGUGUUUGCCUUUGCAUUCUCUUUUCAUUUGGCUCUUUCUCUUCCUCUCUUUUCUUUCUAUCUUCAUGUAAUGCAGCUUUCUAGACAUGGUAUCAGAGCCAUCAAUGAGUUCAACCAUGGUUGCCAAUUCUUCAUCCUCUAUUAAACUUCCAACUCUAACCAGACCACCAAUCUAGCUCCUCAAGCACCUGUUUGACUCCUCUCCAGCAUGUCAAAUCUCAUGUCUAUCAAGUUAGAUUGCACAAUAACAUACUGUGGGAGAAUCAAAUCACUUUUAUACUCAGCAUAUUCACUACUUGGAUUUGUUGGCACUCUAGCAUGUCCAACUCAAUUCUUGUGAGAAGAUAACAGAUCAAAACCUAUAGAAAAUCCAGAAUACCAAUACUGGAUUACCAAGGACCAAGCAUUGCUCACACUUAUGAACAUAAAUAUCUAUCUCCUUGGGCUCUAUCUCUAGUUGUAGGAAAAACAAGUGCUCAAGGAGUUUGACAGAUCUUGGAAAAGAGAUUUACUUCUGCAUCAUGGAUGUUCUUGAGAUGGAACUUCACAACACCAAAAAGGGCAACAAUACAAUAACUGAAUAUCUGCAGAGGAUCAAAGAAUUCAGAGACAAACUUGCUGCCGUCACGAUUGAAGUGGAUGAUGAAGAAUUGCUCCAUAUCAUACUCAAAGGGCUUCUAAAAGAGUACAAUCCAUUCUGUUCUGCUAUUAGAACCAGGAGUGAUGCUCUUGAAGAUCUAGAAUUACUGCACUCUGAAAAGCAAUCAAUUAAAUACUCUGCAGAGGAUGACAAUGAUCCAAAUUCUAUGGCAAUGCUGGGCUCAACAGGACAUAAACCUGGAAAUUCUUUUGAUGUAAAACAGAAACAAACUUUGGUUGAGGCAGAGGAAGAAAUGACCGAAACUCUCAUCCUCCAAAUUACAACUACAAUUCUCACUCUUCAAACUACAACUAUCCUAGACACAGCAACAACAAUUCACAGGGAAUGAUUCCUCAUCCACAAUAUCAGCAAGCACAAAAUUCAAACUCGGGCCUACAUGCCAGGUAUGUGGAAAGUGAGGACACAGUGCCCUUGACUGUUAUCAUCACAUGGGUUUCUCAUUUUAAGGGAGACAUCCGCCUGAAAUUUGGCUGCAAUGGCCCUACCUUUCUAACUCAACAAACUGAGAGCUGGUUGACAGAUAUAGGAGUGACAGACCACUUGACCUCAAAUCUUUCUAAUCUGUCAUUGCAGCAUUCCUGCACAGGUUCUGAAUUGGUAUCAGUUGGCAAUGGUCAGACCCAUCCAAUUACACAUGUUGGUAAUGGAAAGCUAAGAACUAACCUUUACCACUUCAAAUUAUGUAAUAUUCUCUGUUGUACUCAAAGAUCUCAGGAUGUUCCUUCAUCACAUUCCUACUCAAUGUCUCCGUGUUAGC